AUGUUCUCUAUACAGAACACGCUGACGUCAUCCGAGGAUGCAGCCUUGAAGGACAACACUGUGGGGACGAUUUGUUUGUUCCAGAGAGGACAUGCGGAGAUCGAGUCCUGUAAGGAACUCAUUAAGGAGUUGGAGAGGUCGUCUAGAUCUACCAAUAUCAAACAUGAAUAUGAUCCGGACAUACUCUCCGUCGGCAACAGCACCAGCCUUACGAUGGGGAAAUUAGUCGUCGAUCAGCAACCAAGGAGACUGCCAUCUACUGUGUAUAGUAACAUAGUACCAUUGUCGGAACGUCAGUUAAAGAUGACUGGAAAGUUCACUAUUAAAGCUCCUUCAGACAAAAAAGACUGUAGUGCGUUUGGAGUUGUCUUCCUACCUGGUGGUCGUAUUGUUGUCGGAGACGAUUCAAAUAGAGAGAUGAAACUAUUUACAGAAAAGGGUGAUUUUAAAUUUGAGCUGAAACUUACGGAUGCAUCCUGUGAUCUUUGCAGCAUUGAUAACAACACUGUGGCAGUGACGCUGGACGAGGUCAAAAUAAUAUGUAUUGUCAAUGUCGGGGAUUCAACCUUGACCGUUUCAUCGAAAAUCAAGAUUCCAAAGCUUGAUGAAGACUGUUUUGGUGUCACAUACCACAACGACUAUUUCACUGUCGGUACAAACAAAUCACUUUAUAGUGUACCAGAAAGCGGAGGUGAACCUAAAAAACUUCUCACAAUAAGAUCAAAUUGUUUACACCUCGCAAGCAAUCAGAAGAAUGGACACGUCUUUGCUAGCAUCAAUACCACUAACCCAAACGAGAUGACCGUGAUCCGACUGUCGAACGACACCAGCACAGACAUACUGAAGGUCGGGGUCGUGAAAGGUACAACAGGAAUAGACGUGGACAGGCAGGGCAAUUUGUAUGUUUGUGGAUAUAGUUCAAACAACGUCUUACAGAUGUCUGGGGAUGGAAGAAACAUCAGGGAACUGCUGACGUCAUCAGAUGGAAUCGAACAUCCGAGAGCAAUUUCUGUGUGGGAGGAUAGGAUGGUGAUCACAAACGAAUCAGAAGACCAAAUUAAUUUUGUACACUUGUUCCAGCUCGUCUGA
Molecule: messenger RNA, 1089 nt
Organism: Mizuhopecten yessoensis (Yesso scallop)
Lineage: Eukaryota; Metazoa; Mollusca; Bivalvia; Pectinida; Pectinidae
Exons: 1
Coding region: 1-1089 (362 amino acids)
Source: RefSeq, a predicted model, not a curated record